Molecule: messenger RNA, 665 nt
Organism: Diachasma alloeum
Lineage: Eukaryota; Metazoa; Arthropoda; Insecta; Hymenoptera; Braconidae
Exons: 3
Coding region: 41-274 (77 amino acids)
Source: RefSeq, a predicted model, not a curated record
GUUAAAUGCACGAAAAUUUAUUUUUCUGACAUCGAUUCCAAUGAGGAAUCAUCUGAGAUUUUCCACAGGAUUUAUCCUAAGAGAUCAAAAAAAUGCUCAGAAUGAAUCAGAAAGAAUGAAGAAGUUUCACAAGAAACUGGAGUUGGAAAUGCCUGUUGACGAUCUCCUCCUAAUCGAAGUUGAUCCAAAGAGCGGUGAAUACGUUCCCGAAUCUGAGAAGAAUCCAACAAAAUGGGGAGAUUGGCAGAUCGGUGGUCGGGUUAGUGAUUUUUGAAAUCCCCAAAAACUUCUCCUCAAUACUUGUCAAUGUGGCUUCCAUUUUUUUGUUAUAAGAUAUAAAAUCGUUUAUCCCAAAGUACAAAGGAAAUUAUAACAAUCUUAAUUCAUUUCUCUUUUAAUCUACAAAAUAAUACCAAUCAUUUUUUCUUAAAUUUGUUACAUUAGUGUCAAUACUGGAAUUAGACCUUUCGUUAUUGAUGAAAUUUAUGUUCACGAACAGCAAACGACGAUAAUAGUUUGGAAAAUAAGAGAUUAAUCCUCAAAAAUCCUUAAGCUUGAAAAAAAAAAACAGAAAAAAUAUCAUUUUUACCUAAGAACAAUAGAAAUUCCACAUCGACUUAAUUUACUACAAAAAAAUGGUGUAAUGAAUCAAAUGAGAAUUAAGA